Trichophyton rubrum CBS 118892 is the source of this 1296-nucleotide messenger RNA. Its product is annotated as acetate kinase. The transcript is spliced from 6 exons. Gene Ontology annotation, molecular function: acetate kinase activity. The record is from RefSeq and is a predicted model, not a curated record. The coding region runs from base 1 to 1296 and encodes 431 amino acids. Lineage: Eukaryota; Fungi; Ascomycota; Eurotiomycetes; Onygenales; Arthrodermataceae. Gene Ontology annotation, biological process: acetate metabolic process; phosphorylation.
AUGGGUCGAGUCAUCCUCUCUGUCAACGCCGGCAGCUCGUCUGUCAAGGUGAACGUCUACCAUCUCAAGAACCCGCCGGUCGAAGUUGCAGCAGCCAGUGUGAGCGGCCUGACAGCGCCGCCGAGCGUCUUCAAGUACGAACAUGGCUCAAAUCACCAGAAGCACGAGACCGAGGAGGAGAUCAGGAGCCCGCAGGAUGCGUUCAAGUACAUUCUCAAGAGGCUUCUGCAUGACCAGGAGCUGCAGGUCGUCAGCAGCAACUCUGACUACGCUUAUGUUUGCCACAGAGUAGUCCACGGAGGAGACCUAGAAGAGGAGGUUGUCAUACAUGAAAGGACGUUCAGCUAUCUCGAGACGCUGCAAGACCUGGCUCCGCUACACAAUACAUCUGCGCUGGAAAUCAUCAAGACAUGUCUGCAGGAGGUUCCGUCUGCAAAGUCAGUGGCAUAUUUUGAUACCACAUUUCACCAAUGUCUGCCGGAUUAUAUCAAGACAUACCCUAUAGACCCGGAGGUGGCUAAAUUGAAGAUGUUGAGGAAAUACGGCUUCCAUGGAAUCAGCUUCUCCUUCAUCUUGCGGUCUGUAUCGGAGUUUCUGCACAAACCAGCCUCGGAAUCGAGUCUAAUUGCACUUCAUCUUGGAAGUGGUGCUUCCGUCUGUGCUAUACAGGACGGUAAAUCGAUAGAGACUACGAUGGGCCUCACCCCGCUCUCCGGACUUCCUGGCGCCACAAGGAGCGGAGAUAUCGAUGCAAGUCUUGUAUUUCACUAUACAUCAGAAGCCAGCAAGCUAAGUUCUUCAAGCACCAAGGAGAUGCAUAUCAGCAAGGCAUGUAUCACAAAUCCAUUUGAACUCGCUGAAGAGAUUCUCAACAAGAAGUCAGGCUGGAAGGCAUUGACCGGAACCACCGACUUCGCUAAGAUCGGAACGGACAAUCCACCAACUGAGUUGCACAGAUUGGCCUUUGACAUCUUUGUUGACCGUAUUGUUGGGUUUAUUGGCAAUUACUUCGUCAAGCUGGGUGGAAAGGUAGACGCUAUUAUCUUUGCAGGGGGUAUCGGCGAGCGAAGUGCGCUUCUAAGAAGUUGCAUAGCAGAAAAAUGCCGAUGUAUUGGAAUUGCUGUAGACAGCAAGGCGAAUUCCGCCGGUAUUCCCAGAAAGGAUCAAACCGUGGUAGACAUUUCUGAGAAAUCUGGUCAGCGACCUGCUGCUCUAAUUUGCCAGACGGAUGAAGCGUUUGAGAUGGCAUAUCGAUGCAUGAACAAGCCUCCCAGAGAGGAGCCAGCGCAUUUCUAG